Pogoniulus pusillus (Red-fronted tinkerbird) is the source of this 1185-nucleotide messenger RNA. It is a transcript of the gene CIDEA, whose product is annotated as cell death inducing DFFA like effector a. The transcript has 5 exons. The record is from RefSeq and is a predicted model, not a curated record. Gene Ontology annotation, biological process: regulation of apoptotic process; lipid storage; apoptotic process. Gene Ontology annotation, cellular component: lipid droplet. Bases 93 to 749 code for a protein of 218 amino acids. NCBI's taxonomy places the organism in Eukaryota, Metazoa, Chordata, Aves, Piciformes, Lybiidae.
CUCGGAGGGGCCGCCCCGCCGCGGGGAGGGGCUCCGCCGCCGCCGCCGCUUCAUCGCUGCGGCCGCGGCUGUCCCUUCGGCUGCGCCCGGGCAUGGAGAUGGCGAGGGACUACGUGGGCUCGCUGGUGCGAUCUUUGGUCUCCAUGGGAACAUCUAUGGGAGCAGUAACCAAACAGACCCUGUUCCCUCCUCUCAUGCCUGCAGGGCGACCUUUCCGUGUGUCAAAUGCCUCCCGAAGCUGCCGGAAAGGAAUUGUUGCAAGCAGUCUGCAAGAGCUGAUCAGCAAGACUUUAGAUGCCUUCCUUAUAUCUGCCGGGAUAGUUACUUUGGUGUUGGAGGAAGAUGGCACAGUUGUGGACACAGAAGAGUUCUUCAAGUCCCUGGAUGAUAAUACACACUUCAUGGUUUUAGAAAAAGGAGAGAAAUGGACACAGACAAGAAAUCGAGUUGCCACUGUGAAACGCAAGAAGAAAAUGGGAGUAGCCAACAUCACUUUUGAUCUGUACAAGCUGAACCCCAAGGAUUUUAUUGGCUGCUUAAACAUCAAGGCAACCUUCUAUGAGAUCUACUCUAUCUCUUAUGACAUCAAAUGUAUGGGAGCAAAGAGCGUGCUGCGGAAGGUGCUUCAGCUGAUGUCCCAUGCAGCACAAAUAACUGGACAGUUUCUCCUCUACACUGGGACCUAUAUGUUGCAGUUGAUGGGUGAAUAUGAUGAAGAUGGCACCUGUGCAAGAUCAAGGCAGGAGUAGCAAGCACAGCUGCACUUCUGAUCUUGGAUCCUUUUACUCAGAGACAUUCUCUUGCCCAGUGUUGAUUGUAAUGAUGUUACAGGAAGGAGAUGUACACUCACAUGAGCUAACAUUUUUCUCCAUUUGGGGAUGCUUUGUAUGCCUUAGUCAUAAAAUAAGGGUUUGGUGGUCACAGGCCCAGCAAAAAGAUGGGUACCUAAUGCCUGAGAAUUUGGCAAAAGGAGAGAGGGUAAGGCUUUGCCCCAGCAACUCCAGAUGGAGAAUCAGUAUGCUUGGAAACCUGCACGCUUUGUAACCAGUGGAAUAUUUCUUGCACUGAUUCAAACCUAAGUUGUUCUUAUUUUCAUGGCUGUCUGCUUGCCUUCUGAGUAGAUUGGACUGUAAGGUGGGGCCACAGAGGGGCCAUAGUUUUUGGGUUUAAUCCUUAACAGCUCUG